AUGGAGUGGAAGGCUGAAUGGUGGCUAUCUCAACCUGCUCGUCGUACCGACAUCUCUGAAAGUCUCCGACACUCCCUCGACGCCUCCGCCUGUAAGCAAGCAUCGAUACUCCGUCGGCAAGUGCGCGGUUUUGCGGCGAAGUGGGUCCCAGUGCUCCUCAAACACAACCUCGGCAGCGACUGGGUAGGACCAUACAUCAAGUACGGCAAACCGCGUAAACGCAAGCUUGCUCAGGACAGGCUGCGGCUCAGCCUGGCUCAAGGUGCUGACGCCGGCGCCGUUGCUGCCGCCGUCGAACCCGGUCCCGCAACGGCCACUAUUGCGGAAGCUGGUCCCGCCGACUUUGGACCUGCCGCUGUCGCUGCGGACGUCAACAAUGUUCCGAACUCAGCUCGCGAUGCCGCAGUCACUGACGACGCAGAUUCUCGUCUUGUCUCAUCCUCGCCAGCUUUGGUUUCCCAACACGAUUUCGAUUCCUUUGAGGACGACAUCGACGACGACAACGUGGCCGAUCCGGAGCAGCUUCUGCAAGAUGCAUGGGAGGGAUACUUAGACGACUAG
Punctularia strigosozonata HHB-11173 SS5 is the source of this 561-nucleotide messenger RNA. RefSeq lists its product as uncharacterized. Bases 1 to 561 code for a protein of 186 amino acids. The record is from RefSeq and is a predicted model, not a curated record. The transcript has a single exon. NCBI's taxonomy places the organism in Eukaryota, Fungi, Basidiomycota, Agaricomycetes, Corticiales, Punctulariaceae.